AUGAAGUGGAUGGUGGUAGCCUUGCUCUGCCUCCCGAUCUUGGAGGCAUCUUUGCUCAGGGUCCCCCUGAAGAAAAUGAAGACAGUCCGCGAGACCAUGAAGGAGAAGGGUGUGCUCAAAGAUUUUCUGAAGACCCACAAGCACGAUAUUGGCAGGAAGUACCGCCUGGGCAACUUUGGUGACUUCAGCGUGCUCUAUGAGCCCAUGGCCUACAUGGACGCUUCCUACUAUGGCGAGAUCAGCAUCGGGACUCCACCCCAGAACUUCCUGGUCCUUUUCGACACUGGCUCCUCCAACCUGUGGGUGUCUUCUGUCUACUGCCAGAGCCAGGCCUGCACCACACAUGCCCGCUACAACCCCAGUGAGUCCUCCACUUACUACACGGAAGGGCAGACUUUCUCCCUGCAGUAUGGUACCGGCAGCCUGACUGGCUUCUUUGGCUAUGACACUAUGACGGUCCAAGGCAUUCAGGUCCCCAACCAGGAGUUUGGCCUGAGUGAGAAUGAGCCAGGUACCAAUUUUGUCUAUGCAAAAUUUGAUGGCAUCAUGGGCCUGGCCUACCCUGGGCUGUCUGAAGGGGGCGCCACCACCGCCUUGCAGGGCUUGCUGCAGGAGGGUGCCCUCUCCCAGCCACUCUUUGGUGUCUACCUUGGCAGCCAGCAGGGGUCUAAUGGAGGACAGAUCGUGUUUGGAGGUGUGGAUGAGAACCUCUACACUGGGGAGAUCACCUGGGUUCCUGUCACUCGGGAGCUGUACUGGCAGAUUAGCAUCGAGGAGUUCUUUAUUGGUGAGCAGGCCUCUGGCUGGUGUUCCCAAGGCUGUCAGGGCAUUGUAGACACCGGCACCUCUCUGCUCACCAUGCCUUCCCAGUACCUGAGUGAGCUGCUGCAGGCCAUCGGAGCCGAGGAAGGAGAAUACGGAGAGUAUUUUGUGAACUGUGACAGUGUCAGCAGCCUGCCUACCUUCAGCUUUGUCCUCAAUGGUGUCCAGCUCCCUCUGUCACCCUCUGCCUACAUCAUCCAGGAGGGCAGCUACUGCAUGGUCGGCCUUGAGACCACCUAUCUGACCUCUGAGAGUGGCCAGCCCAUGUGGAUCCUUGGAGAUGUCUUCCUCAGGUCUUACUACGCCAUCUUUGACAUGGGCAACAACAGAGUCGGCUUUGCCACCGCCGUCUAGGCUUGCCAUCUAGACAUCCACAUGCCCUUCUUCCUCUCAGCCUUCCACCUCUGCCCUUCCUCUCUGCUUCCAGCUUUCCUUCUCUGGACCCUGAGCUUUGAGUAAUAAUAAAUAGUUCU
Messenger RNA from Acomys russatus (golden spiny mouse), 1295 nucleotides. Its product is annotated as gastricsin. The record is from RefSeq and is a predicted model, not a curated record. Bases 1 to 1176 code for a protein of 391 amino acids. Gene Ontology annotation, molecular function: aspartic-type endopeptidase activity. Gene Ontology annotation, biological process: proteolysis. The transcript has 9 exons. Lineage: Eukaryota; Metazoa; Chordata; Mammalia; Rodentia; Muridae.